AUGCUGAAAAGAUAUGUUGGAGUUUCAUUCUCUCAUCGGGACCUCUAUCUAUCUAUCUAUCUCGAUCUGUUCAAUCUAUCUGAUAUCUAUCUAUCUAUCUAUCUAUGUCAGUCUGUUCAUCUCGAUCUGUUCAUUCAUCUAUCUAUCUAUCUAUGUCAGUCUGUUCAUAUCUAUCUUCAGUCUUAUCAUAUCAUCUCUAUCUAUCUAUCUAUCUAUCUAUCUCGAUCUGUUCAUAUCAUCUAUCUAUCUAGUUCUAUCUAUCUAUCUAUCUAUCUAUGUCAAUCUGUUCAUAUUAUCAUCUAUCUAUCUAUCUAUCUCAGUCUGUUCAUAUCUAUCUAUCUAUCUAUCUAUCUAUCUAUCUAUCUAUCUAUCUCUAUCAUAUCUAUCUAUCUCGAUCUAUUCAUUCAUCUAUCUAUCUAUCUAUGUCAGUCUGUUCAUAUCUAUCUAUCUAUCUAUCUUAUCAUAUUCAUCUAUCUAUCUAUCUAUCUAUCUAUCUAUCUCGUCUGUUCAUAUCUAUCUGUUCAUCUAUCUAUCUAUCUAUGUCAGUCUGUUCAUAUCUAUCUAUCUAUCUAUCUAUCUCGAUCUGUUCAUAUCUAUCUAUCUAUCUAUCUAUCUAUCUAUCUAUCUAUCUAUCUAUCUAUGUCAGUCUGUUCAUAUCUAUCUAUCCCCGAGUUUAAACCGAAAAAACAAUUUAAUUGCGAAGACAAAAAACGAAAUAACGUCUUACUCACUCAGGGAAUCACGAGUGUUUUUUUGUUUUUUUCUCUGAGAGACAUGAAUUCUCAGGAAGUUCAGUGUAAGUUAGUUACACUUUUUUCCCGUUCGGUUUCCUUUUCUGGAUUGCCAAGUACUGCUGAGUAG
Molecule: messenger RNA, 861 nt
Organism: Acanthosepion pharaonis
Lineage: Eukaryota; Metazoa; Mollusca; Cephalopoda; Sepiida; Sepiidae
Source: the annotation of a GenBank genome assembly